CGCUCGUUGUCAUUUGGCAGUGCAGGGCUGACCCACUUCACUGAAUGAACUGUGUGUGUGAGUGUGUGUAUGGCGAAUAGAUGCGCUGCAGAACAUCGCGAAUGAUGAACGCCGCUCGGACACUGUUUACUUUAUCAUUAUGUUGUCUCGGUUUUAUUCAAGCCAAAUCCCCGAUGCGGUCCUGUCCCAGCGGACAGUUCUUACUAAAAAAUCAGUGCGUUCUCUGUCACCCCACCUGCACGGAGUGUGAGGGUCAUGAGCUAUACGAGUGCACCGCUUGUGGUUUAGAUGAGGAGGGGAAUGAGCGCUUCCUGUAUCAGGGUCACUGCAGACUACACUGCCCGCGAGAGUUUUAUCCGGACCGAGACCAGUACACCUGCCUUCCAUGUAUGCCUAAUUGUGAGAUCUGUGCUGAUGCCAACGUGUGUGCCAAGUGCAGAGAAGGAUACAAGCUUCAAAGUGGCAUCUGUCUGACAGUCCUGUGUGGAGUUGGUCAGGUUCAGGACCCGGAUACACGAGAAUGUAUAGACUGCGGUAUCGGCUGUAAAACAUGUUCCACAGAUGAGCCGGAGGUUUGCAACAGCUGCACAGACGGCUACUUCCUAUACAGACACCAGUGUCGUCAGCACUGUCCCCAGAGGACGUAUGAGGACCGGGGUAGAGGACUGUGUAUCAGCUGCACAGAUCCGUGUGUGGACUGCUGGAACGAUGUCCUGUGUCUCACUUGCCAGAGCGGAUACUUCCUGAACAACGGCACCUGUGUGAAGGACUGCCCAGCAGACACAUUUAAAGACACCAGAGGGUGGCGCUGUCAGCCCUGUCACAGCUCCUGUCUGACCUGUCAUGGCCCUGGAGUGAGAGACUGUGACAGAUGCAGUGGCUGGAGCCGCCCAGUUUACGGGAAGUGCCCGGUGAUCAGCUGCCUCGAAGGCCAAUAUGUUGAUGGGGAAAGUCGCACUUGUCGUUUCUGUGAUGGAUCUUGCCUGACAUGUUACGGUCCCAAGGCUCAGAAUUGCAUCACCUGUGCUACCGGAUACAUGUUGGAGCAGGAGUCCGUGUGUGUAGACCGCUGUCCUCUGGGUUUCUUUGGAAACAGCUCCAGUUUGUUGUGUGAGAGGUGUUCUGCUAACUGUGAGGCCUGUGAGAGCAGAGACGAGUGUGUGAGCUGUAAGACGGACUCUUACCAGCUCUAUCUGUUCCAGGGCAGCUGCUGGUCUGAGUGCCCAGAAGGUUAUUUUGAGACUGAGCUGGGGACAUGUGAACCCUGUGAUGAACUCUGUCUGACCUGCGAUGGGACAAGCACGCAGUGCCUUUCGUGUCGAGAAGGCCUUCAUCUGGCCAACGGGCAGUGCAAGCAAAACUGCGCCCCCAUGAGCUACGUGGCAGAAGACGGCACAUGCAGACGCUGUGCUACUCACUGUGACGUGUGCAACAAUUUUUACACCUGCACUAGGUGCAGUUUUCUCUAUUUGCUCUUAAACGGAGCAUGUAAGGCGGUCUGUCCGAAGGGUUACUUUGAAGAUUUGGAUAAGGGGGUCUGUGUGAGCUGCCAUCCCACCUGUGCCACCUGCUCUGGUCCCCUAUCUGACGACUGCGAGACCUGCUCUUCCCUCACCCCGAAACUCUACGAGGGCACGUGUUUGGAGGUGUGCCCAACGGGCACUUAUUACCAGACCUCUGAUAAAGAAUGCCAGGAAUGUCACCAGACCUGUGCACGCUGUGAAGGUCCUGAGCCCACCCAGUGUCUGCAGUGUGAAAAGAGUCUCGUUCUUGAUCCCAACACCAUGAUGUGUGGGGUUACCGGGGAUUCAGACUGCCCACCCAGAACGUUCCUCCAAAACAACCAGUUCACUUGCCAAGCAUGUCAUCGGCUCUGCCAGUCCUGCGAGGGGCCGGGACCCACUGACUGCCAGACCUGUGCCCUGCCCAACUACCUCCACAAUGGUUCAUGCGUGAGCAAAUGUCCUGUGGGAACUUACAGUGCCCAUGAGGAGGCCGACGGGGUAGAUCUGGGUUUCUGUAUGCCCUGUGAUCAUGUGUGUGCCACCUGCACCGGGGCGUCUCCCAGAGACUGUCUGAGCUGUGCACCAGGCUACCUUCAUCUCCUCUCUCAUCUCUGUGUCAGCCACUGUCCCACAGGGUACUACAGCUCAGAGGAGCGCUGUGAGAAGUGUGACCGUUCCUGUGAGCAGUGCACGGGCCCAGGGCCGGACGCCUGCCGGGUGUGCACACCUCCUUUGUUGGACCUGCAGGGCACCAGACAGUGUGUGGAUCAGUGUCCACAGCGCUUUUUUGAAAGCCGGCUCAGCUGCAGACAGUGCCACACCAGCUGCAAGUCCUGCACAGAUAGCACUCCUCAGGGAUGUGUGACGUGUGACUGGGGUAGCGUCCUGCAGGAUGGCGUGUGUUACCCUCGCUGCGAGGAGAGUCGAUAUUACUCACAGGGUGGAAUUUGUGAACCCUGUGAUGAGACCUGUAGACAUUGUUCCAGUGCCGGGCCCAGGAACUGUCUCACCUGUAAUUCAGGUUUUGCCCUACAUGCCACUGACAGUCAGUGUGUACCCUGCUGCAAGUCGGGGCAGAAGGACAGGACGUGUUGUCUCUGCGAAACAGGCUCAGCAUUAUGUCUUGAGGCACCUGUUCCGAGUAAAACUCAGGAUGAAGUUAUUCUAAGGUCCCAAGCGGUACAGCACGCAUCUGCAGCCUUACCCGCUGCUCUGCUGCUAGCUGUAGUGCUAGCUCUAGUGGUGUUUGCUCUGGUACAGGCAAGGGCCAAAAAAAGGUUAUGCUGGAGACAGAGCUACGAACGGCUGAGCGGGGAGGCCAGUUCCCGGCCCAUGCCCCACGGAGUACCAGAACCAGAGGACAGCGGAGACGAGGCAGAUGUGGUCUACACCAGCCGAGAUGGAUCUGUCUAUCGGCGCUACGGUUUCAUCCACGAGCCAGACACGGAGGAGGAGCAGGAUGAGGAGGACGCUACUGAGAACACACAUCUCAACAGAACCUAAAAUAUGAUCACUAAAUAAAUUCUACUAAUUCUUUACACGCACACUUCUGUGGUCAAAACUAGUGGUCGACCGAUAUUGAUUUUUUUGAUAACUGAUG
Molecule: messenger RNA, 3105 nt
Organism: Rhinichthys klamathensis goyatoka
Lineage: Eukaryota; Metazoa; Chordata; Actinopteri; Cypriniformes; Leuciscidae
Product: proprotein convertase subtilisin/kexin type 5
Exons: 16
Coding region: 81-3008 (975 amino acids)
Source: RefSeq, a predicted model, not a curated record